Molecule: messenger RNA, 17994 nt
Organism: Colossoma macropomum (tambaqui)
Lineage: Eukaryota; Metazoa; Chordata; Actinopteri; Characiformes; Serrasalmidae
Gene: mdn1
Product: midasin AAA ATPase 1
Biological process (GO): ribosomal large subunit assembly; rRNA processing
Cellular component (GO): nucleus; preribosome, large subunit precursor
Molecular function (GO): ATP binding; ATP hydrolysis activity
Source: RefSeq, a predicted model, not a curated record
AUGGAAAAGCUGGAGCUCAGCCUCACAUCACUGGCUGCGAUUUCCAGGCAUGUCGACAAAAGUCACAACGAGCUGAGCAAGUAUUUGAGCAAGCAGGUAUGGAACCAGCAGGACAGGCAGUGCAUCCUGGGUUGUUUAGCCCAGCUCCUGCUGGAGAAGGAUUACACCCUCCUCAUUGCCCGGCAUCUGCGGCCGUUGAUCUUGGACCUGCUGGAGAGGAACGCCGAGAGGAUCAAGACGGACGUCAGGCUCAAUCACGACCUCCAUGAACGGUUGUGCGUGGCCGUCAGCAAGCUCCUCAGCAUCAGCCCGGACGCUCAGACGUUUGCAUCGAGGUACUUCACCAGUGCCCCGCCCGUCUUUCAGAGACUCUUCUUCACCAGCGAAGAGUCCGCCUCCAUACAGUACGGCCCCAGACGCAUGAAGCUGCGGGACCUGAUGGGGGCCACUCUCCGCUUCCUCCAGAGCGACUGCGAGAAGUUCCGAGUGCUGUGGGACUGGAGCGCCUGCGUCUCGCAGCUGCUCACGAGCGACGUCAUGGUCCGAGGUUACACUGUGCAGUGCCUUGCUUUGGUGUCCCACAUGACUGAUAACCAGAAGACGAUCUUCCUGAGGAAGGUUCUGUCCACUGAGGAGAUUCUGCAUCUGAAAAUGAAAUCACUGGAAGAGGCCCAGCAGCUUGAAGUAGAGCGAGCUCUGGUGUUGGCCAACCAGGGCUCAGUGAUGUGGCGUCUGGAAAGAGGAAAUAAGUAUACCAAGGGGCAGGUGGUGUCGGAGGACCUCUCCCAGAACGUUACCGCUGUGUGCGGAGUGAUCUUGCCAAGGCUGACCCCUCGACAAGAGGAACAGAAAUGCUUGCAAAACCUGGUGCUGGUGGACUCCACGUGUCGAAAUCUCAGACGGCUUGCCAUGGCUGUAGCGUCCCAGAAGCCCGUUCUUCUGGAAGGUCCCAUCGGCUGUGGCAAAACUGCCCUGGUCGAAUACCUAGCAGCUGUCACUGGCCAUGUCAAAGCCCCUGACAUCCUCAAGGUUCAGCUGGGGGAUCAGACAGACAGCAAGAUGUUGCUGGGGAUGUACCGGUGCACAGAUAUUCCUGGGAAGUUCGUAUGGCAGCCAGGGUCCCUCACUCAGGCGGUGUCCAAGGGCCACUGGAUUCUUUUGGAGGACAUUGAUCACGCUCCUCUGGAUGUGAUAUCAGUGCUGCUGCCUCUAAUGGAGAACAAGAAACUGACCAUUCCUGGACGGGAAGACUGUAUCCAGGUGGCCCCUGGCUUCCAGUUUUUCGCUACAAGAAGGAUGUUCUACAGUGGUGGAGCAUGGCACCGGCCCCAGAGCACCCAUGCUACUCUACUGGACAAAUACUGGAGCAAGCUACAGAUCUGCAAUAUGACCAGAGAUGAACUCAGACAGGUCCUGUUGAACCAGUACCCAAAUCUGGCGGCAGUGGUGGACCGCCUGCUGGACAUUUACUGCCAGCUGACCGGAGAUAGACACCAUGUCCCAGUCCUUUCCAACCUGCAGACCCCAGGCGAGGAGAAGUCCUCACUGCUGGAGGGCCGAGGACUCUCUCUGAGGGACUUGCUGAAGUGGUGCGAGAGAAUAUGUAUGAACUUUGACAACUCCUGCUCCGCCACAGCCCAGAACGUCUUCCUAGAGGCUCUGGACUGUUUCACUGCCAUGCUGUCUAAAGCUGAGAGCAGAAUAAAGUUGGCUGAGAUCAUUGGCAGCAAACUCAACAUCUCCAGAGAAAAGGCUCAGCAUUUCUGUCAAAUGUAUCAGCCGGGCAUCAGUGUGACGGAGCUGGAGGUGACGGUGGGACGUGCCAUGCUGCUGCGCAAACAGAGCGACGCCGUACGCCUGGAAAUAGAGAAACAGACUUUUGCUGCUACGCGUCCCUCCUCAGUGCUGCUGGAGCAGUUGUCUGUCUGCGUCACGAAGGGAGAGCCUGUCCUGUUGGUCGGAGAGACGGGCACAGGAAAGACAUCGACCGUGCAGUAUCUGGCAGGACUAACAGGACACAAGUUGCGUGUGGUCAACAUGAACCAGCAGAGCGACACUGCAGACCUGCUGGGAGGAUAUAAACCUGUGGAUCAUAAGCUGAUCCUGUUGCCUCUGCGUGAGGCGUUUGAGGAUUUGUUCUCUCAGACGUACUCUCGGAAGCAGAACAUCACCUUCCUGGGCCACGUACAGACCUGCUUUCGGGGAAAGCGCUGGCAGGACCUGCUCAAACUCAUGGACCACGUGUGCAAGUCUGCUCUCACCAAAGAGCUGCAAGACAAGCCCAACGCUGCAUUGCUGCAGGAGCAGUGGGAGGCACUGGCUCUGAAACUCAGUCAGACUCAGGAGCAGAUACGAGCACGGGAAUCCGCACUGGUCUUCGCCUUCGUUGAGGGCACUCUAGCACAGGCGGUGAAGAAGGGUGAGUGGAUUCUGCUGGAUGAAAUCAACCUUGCUGCCCCCGAGACUCUGGAAUGUUUGAGUGGUCUGCUGGAGGGCAGCGCUGGCUCUCUGGUGCUGCUGGACAGAGGAGACACAGAGCCUCUGGUCAGACACUCAGACUUCCGCCUGUUUGCCUGCAUGAAUCCAGCCACUGACGUGGGUAAGAGGAAUCUGCCUCUGGGAAUCCGCAACAGGUUUACUGAGUUGUAUGUAGAAGAGCUGGAGAGUGAGGCAGAUUUACGGAUCCUCGUCUCAGAUUACCUCAAAGGCCUUAACUUAAACAGGAGCACCAUCCAUGGAAUCAUCAGUUUUUAUUUGGCAGUUCGUAAGGAAGCUAACUCGCGCUUGGUGGACGGCACCGGCCACAAGCCUCACUACAGCUUACGUACACUGUGCCGCGCUCUCAAGUACGUGGCGGCCAACCCCUGCUACAAUGUCCAGCGCUCUCUCUAUGAGGGUUUCUGCCUGAGCUUCCUGACCCAGCUGGACCGCAGUUCUCAUCCCCUCGUGGAGAAACUGGUGUACCAGUACAUCCUGGGAGGAAAUAUCAAGUGUCUGAAGCAGCCCAUUCCAGAGCCCCGGUCCCGUGGCUUUGUGCAGAUGGAGGGUUAUUGGUUGAGUCAGGGUGAUAUGGACCCCGCUCUGGACCCCAGCUACAUCCUCACCCCCUCCGUCCGGCUCAACCUCAGAGACCUGUCCCGUGUGGUGGCCGCUGGUAUUCACCCUGUGCUGAUCCAGGGCGAGACGUCAGUGGGGAAGACCAGCCUGGUCAGAUGGCUCGCGGCCGCCACGGGGAAUCAAUGCGUGAGGAUCAACAACCACGAGCACACGGAUAUCCAGGAAUACAUCGGCUGCUACUCCUCCGACGAGCACGGCAAACUCGUCUUCAAAGAAGGUGUUCUGAUCGAUGCCAUGCGGAAAGGCUACUGGAUCAUUUUGGAUGAGCUGAACCUCGCCCCCACGGAUGUCUUGGAAGCCCUGAACAGAUUGCUGGACGAUAACAGGGAACUCUUCAUCGCUGAGACACAGGAAGUGGUCAAAGCUCAUCCCAGAUUCAUGCUCUUCGCUACCCAGAAUCCUCCAGGGCUCUAUGGUGGCAGAAAGGUGUUGUCCAGGGCGUUCAGGAAUCGUUUUGUGGAGCUGCACUUUGACGAACUACCCAGUGAGGAGCUGGAGACCAUCCUGCACCAGCGCUGCAGCCUGCCCCCCUCCUACUGCACCAAACUGGUCAAAGUUAUGCAGGAUCUACAGUCCUUGCGGAGGGGAUCCAGCGUGUUUGCUGGGAAGCAUGGUUUCAUCACUCUCAGAGACCUGUUCCGCUGGGCUGAACGUUACAGACUAGAGGAGCAGACGGACACCUCACGUGAUUGGCUGCAGCAUCUAGCUAACGAUGGGUACAUGCUGUUGGCGGGCCGUGUGCGGAAGCCAGAGGAGGCCUCGACUAUCCAGAACAUCCUGGAGAAGCACUUCAAGAGGACAGUAAACCCUGAUGUGCUGUUCUCGGAGGCUCAGGUCACCACCCAGUUCAGUCCGUUUGUGGCCAGCAUAGCAGGUGUUCCUGAGGAGUUCGGUCACGUGGUUUGGACUCAGGGAAUGAGGAGGCUCGCCGUGUUGGUGGGCCGUGCUCUCCGAUUCGGAGAGUCUGUUCUGCUGGUGGGGGAUACUGGGUGUGGAAAGACCACCAUCUGCCAGCUGUUUGCUGCUUUGGCAGGGCAGAAGUUCUUCUCUGUGAAUUGUCAUCUGCACAUGGAGACGUCCGACUUCCUGGGCGGCCUCAGGCCUGUCCGUCACGCUGGAACGGGACACGGCGAUGCUGAAGAUGGCCGUCUGUUUGAGUGGCGUGAUGGACCUCUAGUGCUGGCUAUGAGACAGGAGGGAGUGUUUCUGAUGGAUGAAAUUUCGCUGGCAGACGACUCUGUACUGGAGAGACUUAACAGUGUGCUGGAGACAGAGAAGUCUCUGGUCCUGGCGGAGAAAGGCAGCGGUGAUGACGACGAUGUUGAGCUCAUCAUCGCGGGGAAGAAGUUUCGACUGGUUGCCACCAUGAAUCCUGGUGGAGACUUCGGCAAGAAGGAGCUUUCCCCCGCACUGAGGAACAGGUUUACUGAGAUCUGGUGUCCCCAGACUAACAGCCGCAGUGACAUGAUGAAGAUCGUCCAGCACAACCUGCGAUCAGGGCUUUCCCUGGACCAGCAUGACCACCAAGGCAAGGACAUUGCCGAGCUCAUGCUGGACUUCAUCGACUGGCUGACCAAUCAGGAUUUUGGUAGGCGGUGUAUCCUGAGUGUCAGGGACAUCCUGUCUUGGGUAGACUUCCUGAACGUGGUAUGUGAGAGGGACGAGCCGCGAGACGAGAAUGGCUUCAUGGCACUGGCCGAAGUUGAGGAGCCGGAAUGGGACAAGAGGCUGGACACCGUCACUGCAUUCGUCCAUGCCGCCUGCCUGGUCUACGUGGACGGCAUUGGAUCAGGCACGACGGUGUCGGCAGCGGAGAACGCGGUGGCGGCACGUAAGGCGUGUCUUGCCUUUCUGGAGACGAAGCUGCGCCGAAUCACUCAGCUGGACAAGAAGAUGCAGGAGGUGCUGAGGGUGUACGACACAAGACUCCUCAGAGAUCCGCGCUGGGGCGAGGACUUCUUCGGAAUUGAACCCUUCUACAUCGUCUCCGGUCCUGAGAGUGAGAGCCGUAGUUUGUCAGAUUACGCUCUGGGUGCGGGUACAACAGCGAUGAAUGCCAUGAGGGUUUUGCGGGCGUUGAAGCUACAGAGACCAAUACUGCUGGAGGGAUCACCCGGAGUGGGCAAAACCAGCCUGGUGGCCGCCCUCGCCAAAGCAUCCGGAAACCACCUCGUCCGAAUCAACCUCUCUGAGCAGACCGAUGUUACAGACCUGUUUGGAACAGACCUUCCAGUGGAGGGUGGUAAGGGGGGAGAGUUUGCGUGGAGGGACGGUCCUCUGUUGGCUGCUCUGAAGGCUGGGCAUUGGAUUGUACUAGAUGAGUUGAAUCUGGCCUCUCAGUCGGUGCUGGAGGGUCUGAACGCCUGUUUCGACCACAGAGCAGAAAUCUACAUUCCAGAACUGAGCAUGCGUUUCCAGGUCCAGCAUGAGAAGACCAAGAUCUUUGGCUGCCAGAACCCCUUCACGCAGGGAGGAGGCCGCAAAGGCCUGCCCAAGUCCUUCCUCAACAGGUUUACUCAGGUGUAUGUGGACCAGCUCACCAGUGAAGACAUGCAGUUCAUCAGUAACUCCAUCUUUCCAAACAUUAAUGAGCAGAUCAUCUCCAAAAUGGUGCAGUUCAGCAACAGGCUUGCGCAUGAAGUGACAGUGGAGAGGAAAUGGGGUCAGAAAGGAGGACCAUGGGAGUUCAACCUACGUGAUCUCUUCCGCUGGUGUCAGCUGAUGCAGACUGACCAAUCACCAGCCUUCUAUAACCCUGGACAGCAUGUUGGACUGGUGUAUGCAGAUCGAAUGAGAACUGAAGCAGAUAAGGCUCAGGUGCUCUCUGUGUUCAGGAAGGUGUUUACAGAGGAUUUUGAGCCUUACAUGGGCUCAAGGCAGUUCCACAUUACUCCCCUCAACCUGCAGGUUGGUUCCUCAGUCCUACAGCGCAGCGGUGGGGCACCUGUCGCCCUGGACCCUCCUCUAUCCAUUACACAUCAGGCUUUGAGGCCGCUGGAGUCCAUAAUGAAGUGUGUGAAGAUGGGUUGGAUGGCCAUCUUGGUGGGCCCAACUGCCAGUGGGAAGAGUAGCCUGGUACACCUGCUGGCCUUACUGACCGGACACAGACUCAGGGUAAUGGCUAUGAACAGCGCUAUGGACACCACGGAACUGCUGGGCGGGUUUGAACAGGUGGACAUCAUCCGGCCAUGGCAGCAGGUGCUGGAGAGCAUGGACUACGUGGUUGCUAUGGUGACGCGGCGGGGGCUGAUGUCACUGGACGGGGCGGUGCAGGACACAGAGUUCCUGCUGAGCACGUGGAGCACGUUCCGCCGCUGGCUGCGGGACGAGGGACUCGACACCACCGAGGGAGCCCUGACCUUCGAGGCCCUGAACAAGCUGGAGGUCAUCAUAGUGCUUCUGCACAAGCUGAACACCAAACUCAAAGUCUUCACAGACAUGUCGAAGCUGCAGAUGGAUUUCACCCUGCUGAAGGAGCGCUUGGCGCAGAUGGAAGAUGGCUGGAGUCAUGGCGGUUUCGAGUGGCUGGAUGGCAUGCUGGUCCAAGCCCUGCAGGCUGGAGACUGGCUGCUUAUGGACAACGUCAACUUCUGCAGCCCGUCUGUGCUCGAUCGCCUGAAUGCUCUUCUGGAGCCGAGUGGGUCUUUGACCAUUAAUGAGCGUGGGGUCAUCGAUGGCACAACCCCGAGCAUCACCCCGCACCCGAACUUCAGGUUGUUCCUCACCAUGGACCCUGCGCAUGGAGAGAUCUCUCGGGCUAUGAGGAAUCGCGGGGUGGAAAUAUUCAUCCCUGGAGAGAACGAGGGGGUGUGUUGGGACUCACUGGACCUGAAGACGGUCUUACACACUCUAGGAGUGACCGGAGACUGUGUGUGCGACAUACUGAUGUCCGUUCAUUCUGAGAUCAAGUCGGCCAUCUGGGACUCUCCUGCCUCCUCAGUGUCGUCUCUGCUGCAUGCGGCAGCUCUGUUGUCUGGUCAGCUUCAGAGGGGAGUGGACCUGCCCAGUGCACUGUUGCAAGCCUGUGGGGAGGCCUACGCACUCUGCCAGCGCACCAUUGCCAACCAACAGUUGGCCCAGGAGGUGAUAGAGCGGCAGUUGGCUGUGCUGGACUCUGAGGAAUGGGGCAGCAGGCUGUUGUGUGCAGGUGUGUGGCCGGACAGGGUGCCCUCGGCCCUGCAGUCCACUGAGGACUCGUGCUUUUCCAGCGUCCAGAGAGACGGACAGGUCCUCCUCUACUGUCUCAACACACUCAGUCUGCACGGCAAGAGGAGUCGCCCGCUGAGCCUGACUGACCUGCAGAGGGCGAUGCAGAGUGGUGCUGUCCUGGAAGGCCUGCAGUUUCAUGGGGGAGGACCAGAAGGUGGAGCAGAGGGUGGAGUAAACGAGGCUCAGCAGCUCCUGCCCACUGCAGUGCGGAUCCUGACUGAGAGAGCCUCCCACAGUGACUGGGUCCUCCGAACUAGCUGGCUCUCUUACCUCAGCAAGAGCUACAAACAUGUGCCAGAGGCAGCAAUGAUGCAGCUGGAGGCGGGAAGCAGAGCUCUCAAAGCCGUCUUCAACAGCAAACUCAUCGGCAAGGGCAAAUACCUGACUGAGCAUCUUCAGCCACAUAGUACAGAUGACUACAGGAUCCUGGUAGACAUGCGGUGGAACAAACAGUACCUGGACAUCUUGGCCAACACCUGUAACUUUGAGGACGAGGAGAGAUGUAUGGAGUUUAUGGAGGCCCUAUAUGCUGUCGCCAACAGGAUCAUAAUACUGAUGGACCGGGAGGAGAGAGCAGCUAUAGGCAGCAGCACUGGAAAUACGUCACCCCAUAACAGCGCCUUAAGACUGGCCACUGCCUUCUCUAAAGGCACCGUAGAUAUCGGACACCUGCCACACCCGGUCCUGGUGCACCUGCGGCCUUUCUUCGACCUGUGGGACUCCUUUGUACUGCAGGCUGUACAGACAGACCAGCCCAACAUCUCUGACCACCUCAUGUUUGAGAUCCUGCAGCUGCUUCAGUGGAGGGAUCGUUUCUGGCACGUGUGUAACUCGUUGCCAGCGGACGCUUGUGGCGUGUGUGUGCUCUCCCUGCACUGGCAGUGGGUCCACAAACACCUGGUCCUGCGACUGCCCCAGCUCCUGAUGGGGGAUGGAGACUAUGAGGGUCAGCAGGAGCUGCACACCAUCUCCACAGCCAUCCAGAACACACUGUCCAGCUCCGUUUCUGUGGCCUCGGCACUGAAGAACAUUCAGAAAACCCUGGGCAAGCCACUGCCCUUUAAGCUGGAGGCCGUGGCUGAAUGUGCUGCUCGUCUUCGCUUCCUCAGCAGAGCGUUAGACGUCAAAGACCUGCGCCUGGACGACAGCACGCCUUCACUUUGGAAACGGGAGGUGACUCGUCUCCGGGGCGUUGCCAUGGGGAUAGACUCUAAGGAAGCCCUUUUGGAAGGCUGGGGUCUGGUCCUGCAGGCCAAUCUUCUGCUGGACCCUCGUAGCACUGGUGUGCUGGACAGACUGCUCACCUGUGUGGAUCAGCAGCAGGGUCACCUGGCCUCCUGUGGUCUGCUGGAUUCUCUCACUGAGACUGUGGACGAGGAGAUAAUGGGCGACGGCGCCGCCCCAGGCCGUGAGGUGCUACUGCAGCUGGGCCGCAGAGCUCAACUCUGGCCGGUGCUGGAGGAACUGGCUGUUCUGAAUCAAAUGAAAGUGACUGCAGACCUGCUGCACCUGUCCGUAAUGCAAAGAGGGAAUAAGGAAGCAGAGGCUGGUCUCUGUCGAUCCCUUUCCAAUCACCUUCGCUUCUGUAUGCAGUCCACACCCAUGAACAUCCGCCAGCUCCAGCCACUGUGGUUCCUGCUCAGCACAGAGCGGCCUGUAGAGGAGCUGCCGUUAGUGUGGUGUGAGCUACUGUCUGAGACGCUGGCGGCGCUGUGGAGCAGCAGUGUGACCUCUGACCCUGAGCGCUGGCUGAGGUGGAGCCCACUGAGUCCAGAGGAGCAGAAAAGCUCCAGAUCACUGCUGGGGCCCUCUGACACGGGUCCUGGCAUGCUGAGUCGUGCUGUGUGGUCCCGCUGCAUACUGGGAGUUUUAAGCGGCAGUGAGGUGGGUGGGCGCUGGGACCCGUCAGGCUCCUCCUUCCUGUCGUCAUCGCGUGUGACGCUGGGCGAGUGGAGAGAGAGAGUGGGGCAGCUGCAGGACCUCAGCGCCGUGCUCUGGGACAACAUGGCUAUGCCCGAACUCGCCGACUUCAGGUUAACAGACUGCAGGCUGCAGGGGCUGGUCCUGUGCCGGCAGCUGCACGCUCUCUCUGACCUGCUCUCUCCAGGCUUACAGGAGAGCUACGCAGAGUCCUGCGAGAGCCUUAUCGAUGGUCAGGACCCCGUCAGGGCAGCCCAGGAGAUACAAGUGGCCCUCAGAGAAGGCCUCCCUGAAAACCUUCUCCCAGAAGGCUUCCUGGACACGCUGGUGACCUGCUUGACCCAGUUCUCCCAUAAUCGUGUGCAGGAUGCCAUCCAGCCGGCCCGGUCCGGCGUGUUCUGGGUGAACAUGGGUCUCCUGCAGAUCCAAGUUUGGGCCCCUCAGACCAUUUUUGACCCGGCAGUGAAGAGGGCGUAUAAACUCAGCUACGCACAAGAAGAGCUUGCUUUGCUCCAGGAUGAGUGGAGGGGGAGGAGUCUCUCCUCUCAGCUGCUGACAGGGGCGGAGCUUGAAGAGAGCAGCACCACUGAUGCCUUCCAGCAUCCUCGAAUCAGGUACCUGUGGAUCCGCAUGCAGCAGGUCAAAGAGCAGAUUUGUGAGCUCGGCCGUAAGCAGGCCUGUCGCCCGGCUGACCCGCAAUACGGCCGCCUCUACCAGGAGCUCCAGCACUACCUGUGCAGCAUUGGGCAGCCGGCAGCCGUGGGCGACCUGCUGUCCCACCUGCUGAAGGCACUGCAGGGCUCCGGGCCAAAGUCCAGACCAGGCAUCCAGGGCCUGCUAAAAGAGGAGGCGGUGUGGCAGGCGUCCCAGCAGCGCUUCGCUCAGCGGCUGGCCGAGGAGUACCCGCUGUAUCCGGAUGUGGUGGUGCCGCUACGCUCGGCCAUUUUGCAGUUGCAGCACGGCAUGCGCCUGCUGGCCUCGCAGGUGUCCUCCUCGCUGACAGCGUUGCCGGGCUUGCCCCGCCUUCUCUCUACUCUGCUGGCUUUUCCUGGUCCACCGCUGUCCUCCGAUCUGGCCAGUGCAGACUUCCUGUGCUCUCGGGCGUGCAUUGAUGUGCUGCGGGGGCUGGGGAAGUUGCUGCCAGCUGCUGAGGCACCUCGCGUGGUCCCUGACCCCUCUGUUUUACUGCUUAGUGCCCUGCUGCGCCUGCAGAGCCACUCACUGACUGCUGGACAGCUGGGGACGGAGGCUCGCACACUGCUUAGACACGUUUGUCAGGCUCUUGUGAAUGAGUGGGACGAGCAGGAGAGGAGAGCGCGGGAGAAAGAGCAGAGAGAAGCCAGUCUGUACCGCAGCCGCUCUCGUCUGCACGGAACAGGCCUUACUGAGGAGCAGCAGGAGGAGCGCGAGUUCAGACGAUCCUUCCCCACUUACCACAAGGAUUUUGCUGACAUCACCGCAGAACCCAGUCUGGAGCAGCCAAUUAUUAUCGAGGAUGAUGAAGACGAUGUUGAAGAGGCAGAGUCUAGCGAAAGCAGUGGCUUCCGGUUAGCCAGCUGUCACACCAUCGUCCAGGUGCACCAGCGACUUUGCCUAUCAUACGCCCAAUCACUGUGGUACGAGCCCAGCCCCCUGACCAAUCAGAGCAAAGACCACAUCAGUGCUCUGGUCUCAUCCUAUCAGAUCACUGCACCCUUGAUAGCUCGCUUCUAUCAUCUAAUGGAUUGUGAAAUGGACUCUCAGUUGACAGGUUCUCAGCUGUUGCUCAGUUCUCUGCUGCAGAACACAGUACGGGGCUCUGGGGGUCCAGCCGGUUUGAUCCUGCAGAGUGACGGGCCCUACGACUUUUAUAGAGAGCCCAACAUGAGCCAGGCCCGGCUAUGCCUGCCUGCCAUCGAGCAGCUGGGGCAGGCUGUCCGACAGCGUUUGGACGACUGGCCAGAACACCCAGCUCUGAUUCAGAUCACUGUGGUCAUGGAGAGAAUUCUAGCCUUCAGUCUGUCCAGCCCUCUAGCCAAGUUCCUUAAUGGCCUGGAGAUCCUACUCAGCAAAGCACAAGACUGGGAAAAUAACGCCAGUCGUUCAGUGUCUCUAAGGAACGAGUUGGAACCGAUCACUCAGCUCAUCAUCCAGUGGAGGAAACUGGAGCUUAAUUGUUGGUCAAGCAGUCUGGACAACGCUCUGAAGCGGCAUGCGGAGAACUCCAACAAGCACUGGUUCUCCAUCUACCAGCUGAUAGAGAGACAUCUGCAGGAGAAGAGCACUGGCUCUAAGUCUGCAGAGGGAGGUGUGGAGGAGUUGUCCAUCUCCGCAGUCUCGUCCACUCUACAGGGCUUUAUGGAGGGCUCCACUCUGGGAGAAUUCCACACUCGGCUGACCAUGCUACUGGUCUUCCACUGCCAUCUCCUACUGGCUCCCAAACAGGAAGGACACGGCUCAGUGUGUAGUCUGCUGUGGAACCUGCACAAGUACUACGCACAAUUCUCAGAGAGCGUCCAGUCCAGAAUGAGUCAGCUGAGGACCCCCAUCGAGAAAGAACUCAAGGACUUUGUCAAGAUCUCCAAGUGGAAUGAUGUCAGUUUCUGGUCCAUCAAGCAGUCUGUAGAGAAAACACACAGGACCCUGUUUAAGUUUGUGAAGAAGUUUGAGGCGGCGCUGGCUGAGCCAUGUGCUCCCUGCCUGGUGGAGCAGGCCAGCAGUGCAGGGAUGGACAGCGUGGACACUCAGCCGGAGGAGACACCACUGCACCGACUCCACCGGGCGCUCAACAGCAGCCUCCCAGGACGGGGCAGAGACCUACAGAGUGACGGUCCAGAGGAAAUCACAUCAGGUCUGGAGCCCUUGUCACUGCAGGCUCGCUUGCCCUUCCUCACGAGGAGGAUGAGGAAGAUGUGCGUGCAGCUGGUGAAGAAGAUGCCUCUGCCGGAACUGUCAGAGGACCUUGACCAGUUUACAGCGGAGAUCAUUGCCAACGUACAGGCCCUCCAGAGUCUGACAGUGGACCGCUCUAUGGAACAGGAGAGACAGAAGGCCGAGGUCAAACAUAUCCUGCUGCAGAAACAGAGAGCUUUGGCUGACCUCUUCAAAAUGCUGGCACAGAUUGGCCUGUCAUACCGCAAAGGCCUGACGUGGGGUCGUUCAGCAGAUCCGGAGGAGCCACUAUGUCUGCAGCCUAUUGAGAUGAGGACAGCACUGUCAUCAGUCAGGACACAGGAUCACGCCGAGAACACCCUGUUUUCUGAGAUGUCCAGUGCUUGGGACGGCUGUCAGAAGUAUUUUUACCGCUCCUGGGCCAGACGCAACGCCAUGCAGGCUGCACUGCAGACGGCUGCAAAGGAGCUGGGUUUGGGGAGUGUGGAGCGUUGCCGUGGUUUCUCCUCUCACCUCUUCAAACUGCUGCUGAGACAACGACGCCGACUCACCAAAUUAACAGAACACUGGGUGCACCUCAGGAAGUUGAUUGACAGCAUCCAGGACGUCCGCUCACAUGUGACCGAUUCGAGUAAGGAAGAGGACAGUGGUCUUCCUCCUCAGGACUCUCUGCAUGGCUGGGUGGUGAGGGCUCAGGCUCUGGCGCAGCAGUGCAGCGCGGCCUUGCAGCAGUUCUCCUGGGUUCUCCAGUGCUGUCCGGAGGGUACCUCUGCUGCACUGUCCCAGGCUGGACAGGGGGAAGCCACUCUGAGCCACCCGUCACCUCUGGCCCCUCACCUGCAGCCUCAGGCGUGUCUGAUGAGGCGGGGCGAGGCGGGCUGGAGCGAGGCAGUGCAGAGGGUGGAGGCUUUACACAGCGAGAGCACGCAGCUGAAAGAGAAGCUUAAUGCUCUAGAGCUAGAGUCUACAAACGGAGCCAUCCAUACAUGGAGCCACAUGGAGCAGUGCUGCUCGUAUGUAUAUGGUCUGGGGUCACUGGCGGGCCGCAUGGUGGCUCUGGAGCAGCUCUUUGUCCCUGAGGGGUUAGCAGUGCUCAACACACAGCCGAGUCUGACCCGAGGGCUUCACGCGGUCAGGGGUGAGGUGGACACCUGCGUCACGGAGUUCACCGCGUGGAAAUCUCAGCUGCUGUCACUCGGACAGACCUCAAAACGUCCUGCUACGUCAUUCCAGGCUGAGUUCUCGGAGCAGGUGGAGAGAACCAUCAACACGGUUCUGUGUGCGGUGCAGAGCUUGGUGAAAAGGAGAGAAAGAGAGAGUGAGGGAGAACAACAGGCAGACAGCAGAAGGGAAAGUGAUUCCGAAGUGGCUGAAGAGCUGUUGAAGCCGGGUCACUUGAGCAGGCUGCUGGAAGAGGACCUGAGUGGGGACGUGUUGUCACUUUCCGUGCCUGACGUCGUGGGGGUGACGGAGCAGCUUCUGGAACGACUGAGAUCCCACAGAGACGCCUGUUCGCCGCAGCACUUGGGAGAGAUUAAGGAGGCCUGCAGGUUUCUGGUUCGUCUGGAGCCCAUGCUGUGUGUGUACUCGGAGCUAGUGCGCUGGUACGUGGCUGUGUGCAUGGGCACUCAUCGCAGCACCGGCAAACUGCUGUCCGUCCUCGCCAGCCUCUUCACUGACCUCGGCCAGAAGGGGUUUUGUUUGCCGCAGGAGCUGAUGGGAGGAGGUGAUGGGGAGGGAGCUACAGAGUUCCAUGACUAUGAGGGUGGGGGUAUUGGAGAGGGAGAGGGAGUCAAAGACGUCAGUGACAAGAUUGAGAAUGAAGAUCAGGUUGAGGACACGUUUCGGGAAGGACAGGAGAGAGAGGAGGAGCCAGACCAGCGAGACAUUAAAGAGGAAGACAACGCCAUCGAGAUGUCUGAGGACUUUGAUGGAAAGAUGCACGACGGCGAACCUCGAGAACCAGGUGAGGAUGAGGAGGACUCUGAUGAAGAGCAGAAUGAGGAGCUGGAUAAGAAGAUGGGAGAUCUGGGAGAUGGGCCGACGGACACCCUGGAUGAAAGGAUGUGGGGUGAUGAAGAUGACGAUAAUGACGACCUUGACGGCAGUGAUAAGGAGGAAGAGUCCGGGCCGGGAAUGGACCAGGGAGAGUCUGAGUUGGUUGCCAAGGACGACAACACAGACGCUGGGGAGUCCAACAAAGAUAAGAAGAACCAGGACAAAGAUCAUCCGAUGGACAGCGAAGACCAAAAGGAGAAAGUACAUGAGCAGAUAGAUGAGCGUGAGUUCGAUGAGAACGAGGUGGACCCCUAUCACGGCAAGCAGGAGCACAAGACUGAGCCGGAGGCCAUGGACCUGCCGGAGGAGCUCAACCUGGACGAGGACGAGCAGGGAGGAGAGGACGAGGGGGGAGAGGGAGAUGCCGAGAACCCGUAUGACAUCGAGGACAAACCCAUGGAGGUAGACGAGGCGGAAGGCAACGGUGAGGAAGAGGGAAGCACAGAGAUGAUGGAAGACCAACAGGAUGGUGAAGGAGGAGAAGACAAAGAACAGAAAGGAGAGGAAGACGCAGGAGAGGAACAAACAGAGGGGGAGGAAGACUCUGAAACAGAUGAGAGAGGAGGGAAUGAAGGAGAGGAGGAUGAGGACGAGAAGGAGAGAGGACAGGAAGAAGGGAGAGAGGAGGAGAAGUCUAUCCCGGCUGACCAGGGCCAGAAACCAAAGGAGGAGGAGCAGUCUGGUGAGGAUGAUGAUGAACCACAGGUAGAAUCAGCUGAGAGAAAGGAGCACGCGACUGAUGGGCAGACGGGCGAGGAGAACGUUCAGAGUGAGACGGCAGUGGAGCUGGCAGGUGCUGCGUCAGAACGAGACCAGGCCAAAGAGGAGCACGGCAGCGGGGCAGCUGAUGCCAGUCAAGCUGAGGGACACGACUCGAAACUGAUGGCGAGGAUGAGCUCUCAGAGACAGAGACAAAAACAAACACAGAGUUUUAAGCGGAAGCCGGGGCGGGCAGAUAACGAGCGCUCUCUGGGUGAUGCUAACGAGCGGGUCAACAAGCGCCUGCGUACGAUGGAGAGCGCGGAGCGGAGAGAGCAGGAGCAGACCUCAGCUGACGCUCUACAGGAGUCUGACCUGUACGAACACAUCAAACAAGGAGAAGAGAAAUACGAUGCGCAAACAUAUGAUGCUGCAAGCACAGAGCAACAGAGGCCUGCUGCUAUGAAGCAGGAGGAUGAUGAUGAUGAUGAGGAAGAUGACAUAGCCAUGGAUACAGAUGAAGAGAAAGAACUGCAGGCAGUAGAAGCUCCAGAGCUGAAGCCAGAGAAGAUGGACAGCUCUAAGGCCUCUAAAAGAGGUAUGGAAGAGGGAGAGAUGGAGAGCCAGAAGCAGGCUGACAAAGAGGAGGAUGAAAAGCCAGAGGACAGGGAGAGUCGUGAUGAAGAAGAGAGGAAGGAGAGGAGUAGAGAAUCUACCAUCCACACUGUACCAGAACUGCUGACAGAAACGCUCAAGCUCCCAGCGAAGGACCCAGAACUGCUGAGGCGAGAGUUGGAGCUGCAGUUGGAAGACUGGCAGAAGCAAACUGCAGGAACAAAGGAAGAGGAGAGCGCAGCAGCGGCGAUGUGGCAGCAGUAUCAGACCCUCACGUCUCCUCUCUCACAGCAGCUGUGUGAACAGCUCCGGCUCAUUCUGGAGCCCACGCAGGCCUCCAAACUCAAGGGGGACUACCGCACAGGGAAGCGGCUGAACAUGCGUAAGGUCAUUCCCUACAUCGCCAGCCAGUUCCGCAAAGAUAAAAUCUGGCUGAGGAGGACGAAACCCAGCAAGAGGGACUAUCAAAUCUGCCUGGCUGUGGACGACUCGUCCAGUAUGGUGGACAACCACUCCAAACAGCUGGCGUUUGAGUCUGUCUCUGUAAUAGUGAACGCUCUGACGCUGCUGGAGGUGGGACAGGUAGCAGUGUGCAGCUUUGGCGAGAGCGUCCAGCUGCUCCACCCUUUCCACCAGCAGUUCAACGACCAAUCAGGAGCCAGAAUACUGCGACUCUGCCAGUUCCAGCAGAAAAAGACAAGAAUAGCUCAAUUUUUGGAGUCUUCAGCUAACAUGUUUGUGGCAGCUAAACAGCAGAGCCCUGGCUCAGCAAAUACAGAGACGGCUCAGUUGUUGCUGAUCGUGUCUGAUGGCAGAGGUUUGUUCCUGGAGGGGAAGGAGAGGGUCGCGGCUGCAGUUCAGGCUGCUCGGAGUGCGAAUGUCUUUGUCAUAUUUGUAGUGCUGGACAACCCCAACUCCAGGGACUCCAUACUGGAUAUCAAAGUGCCCAUCUUCAAAGGGCCGGGGGAGCUGCCAGAGAUCCGCUCGUACAUGGAGGAGUUCCCCUUCCCCUUCUACGUGAUCCUGCGCGACGUCAACGCUCUGCCCGAGACGCUGAGCGACGCACUGCGGCAGUGGUUCGAGCUCGUCACUGCCACGGACCAGUAGCUACGCGUGCGGAAGCCGUCAAGCAGGGGCCACACAUCUGCACAAAAUUCCCGGUGCUGCUAGCCCUCCCGGACACGGAGACUCAGACAGAUGCACACACACGCAUCCACACAUCGGACCGGCUGCUGUACAUGUGCCUUUUUUUUUCUUAAUUUUGGUAUUAUUUUAUUGAAUUGUAGUUGCAGCAGUGGCUGCUAUUACUAUUCCUCACAUUGACUAGGAAUUUGAAGAGCUUUGGAUUAUAAUAGUAUUUUUUCCUCUCUCUCUCUCUCUCUUGCUCUCUUAUUGUUACCAUCAUUCAACUUCUGCACGCGUUUCCGUUUUUGUCUUGAAAGAAAAUGUGAUUCUCUACCAUUUUGAAUGAAACAAAAGCCUUCAGUUGGACUCUGUGAAUGUGGACGCGUGGUCCCAGGCUCAUUCAUUCUGUACAUGUCCAGUUUCCAAAUGUGAAAUACUGUUCGUCGAGUGCGAAUGGCACUGCCAAUGCUCAUCUAACGUGAUCGAUAUGCCCAGAAAAAGGUGCACGUGGAUGUGGAUAUUCUCGUCCUGACACAUUUGAAGAAAUCCAGCAAAAAUGUGCCUUUUUAAGACUCCCCCACUUCCUUAUCUCUGCUUGGACGGCAUCACUUGGACAGUAUGUGCAGGAAAACUCAUUGCCUGUGCACAUUUUUAAGGAUUCUGACUACUGUAUCAGGCCGUUAUGUCCCACACGCCUGAAAGUGCUGCUAAAUGAGGCAUUUGGUUAUGAAUUCAGCAUUGUUAGAUCUACAGCCCUGGAGGGCCUUCGUCCAGCACAGUUUUCUGAAUUCCCUUCUCAGAAACAUCUGAAUCAACUCAUCCGUUCAUCAUCAUGUUUAAUACAUGUGGUCAAGUAGGCAGAUCUCCAAAACUGCUAGGAUCUGGCCUUUCCUGGCCGACAGAAACUGAAGGUACAAACUCCACAUCCUGUGACCAGGCGUGUCAACUUUAAAUACAUUUCUUUGGCAUCGUUUUUAUUAAACUACUUCUAGGAGACACUGUUUCAGUUUAGUAUGUGCAUUCUGUGUUCAAGCUGGUAGCCUCAAUAAAAAAAAAGGAUUCUUCCUGUACACAACAUUUCAACCCGUAGCUCAGCGUAUGUCUUGGGUCUUCAAACAUCAACACCUUCAGUGGGGAAAUAAUAAUAAAAGAUUUUUGGACCUGUCUUUUCAUGAUGGCCUGAUUUGAUGUUGGAUCUUAAGAUGUGGAGGAUCUUAUGAGACACAUGUGACUGAUACCUGUUGGCCAGUGGUAGUUUUUGCUCAUAUUCCGUUAAAAAACAGUUGUAAGCACUUGUACAAACUGAAGGAGACACAAUUUUUAGUAUUUGGCCAGAACUUUUUAAGAAGUGUAUUAAAAGAAUAAAUAGGGAAAAUGUAC